CAGAAAACUAAGAAGAAAAAAGCAAAAGAAAAGACAAGCCACACUGAGAAGCAGAUGCCACCUGGGCUGGAAGCACGGUUGACCAGACUCGCACGGGCUGUCUUCUCUCCCUGAUUAUGUCUUCCCCAGACACAGCUGUGCCCCAGGAAGACAACAGGAUGACCAAGGUCAAGAAGACUGAGGUUGAAGUUGAGUGUUUGGUGUCACAGGAGAUGGUGACGUUCAGGGACGUGGCUGUGGUCUUCAGCGAGGAGGAGCUGGACCUGCUGGAUGCUGCCCAGAGGAAGCUGUACCACGACGUGAUGCUGGAGACCUUCAGGAAUGUGGUGUCACUGGGGCAUCAGCUCAUGACUCCAGAUGCUUUACCCCAGCUCAAGAGGGAAGAUGUGCUUUGGAUGUUGAUGACUAGCUGCAGCAGUGAGUCUACAGGAGCCAGGAAUCUAAAUGAGAUGGAGUUGCUUCAGGAGGUAGGAUGGAGGUACCUGCCGCAAGAGGAGCUUUUCUGCUCACGAAUCUGGCACCAAGUUACAAGGGAGUUAACCCAGGGUCGAGACUGCAUGGGGAACGCUGGAGAAACUGGCUCUCCAUUGGAGAAACAGGAUGGUGUCCAGUGUGAAGAAGCCGGCUUCAGUAAACAUUCCGGUCGGAAUUCAUUUCUUCAAGGUCACCAUGCAGAAUGCCAUGAAGAAGAGACAUGUGUGAAAAUCUCCGGUUGCAGCCACCAUCUUCACGCUCUUCCAGGAGAAAAGCCUUACACGUGUGAGAACUGUGACACCUUCCAUCGGGUCUCAAGUCUCCGGUCCCGCCAGAGAGUGCGCAAGAGACAGAGAUCACCGCGGUCUAACACACUGUUCAUAAAACUCGGUCAAAGGCCACGUUUUCCUUACCACCAGAGCGUCCCCACUGGAGAAAACGCAAACGAAUAUGAGGAGUGUGGGACUCUUGGGAAAAACUCACGUGGUGAGACCCCUCUGUUAGUCCACACAGGAGAGGGACCCCAUAUAUGUGAGGCGGGUGGGGCGGGCUUCAGUCAGAGCACGUAUCUUCAAGUGGAUCAGCGAGUCCAUUCUGGAAAGGAACCAUUUCAGUGUAAGGAAUGUGGGAAGGGCUUCAGCUGGUUUUCACGGCUGCGUGCCCAUCAUCGAAUCCACACGGGAGAGAAACCAUACAGAUGUGAUGCCUGUGGGAAGGGCUUUAGCUACAGCUCACACCUUAACAUCCAUUGUAGAAUGCACACAGGAGAAAAGCCCUAUAAGUGUGAAGAGUGUGGGAAAGGCUUCAGUGUAGGCUCGCACCUCCAAGCUCAUCAGAUAAGCCACACUAAAGAGAAACCGUACAAAUGCGAGGCAUGUGGGAAAAGCUUCUCUCGGGCCUCGAAUCUUCUGGACCAUCAGCGAGGCCACACUGGAGAGAAGCCAUAUCAAUGUGAUUCUUGUGGGAAGGGCUUCAGUCGGAGUUCUGAUUUUAAUAUUCAUAUUAGAGUCCACACGGGCGAAAAACCCUAUAAAUGUGAGGAGUGUGGGAAAGGCUUCAGCCAGGCCUCAAACCUUCUCGCCCACCAGAGAGGCCACACUGGCGAGAAACCCUACAAAUGUAGCACGUGUGGGAAGAGCUUCCGUCGGAGUUCAGAUAUGAACGUUCACUGUAGAAUCCAUACCGGAGAGAAACCCUACAAAUGCGAGACGUGUGGAAAAGCCUUCAGUCAGUUCUCAAGUCUUCAGGUGCAUCAGCGGGUCCACACGGGAGAGAAGCCGUAUCAGUGUGCAGAGUGUGGGAAGGGCUUCAGUGUGGGCUCACAGCUUCAAGCCCACCAGAGGUCCCACACCGGAGAAAGACCCUAUCAGUGCGAGGAGUGCGGGAGAGGCUUCUGUCGGGCCUCCAAUUUUCUAGCGCAUCGCGGAGUCCACACAGGAGAAAAACCUUACCGAUGCGACGUGUGUGGCAAACGCUUCCGGCAGAGGUCCUACCUCCAAAACCACCAGAGGGUUCACACUGGAGAGAAACCGUACAAGUGCGAGGCGUGUGGGAAAGGCUUCAGCUGGAGCUCUUAUCUCCAAGCCCACCAGAGGGUUCACACUGGAGAGAAACCGUACAAGUGUGAGGCCUGCGGGAAAGGCUUCAGAUGGAGCUCGAGCCUCACCACUCACCAAGUAAGGCACACGGGAGAGAAGCCGUACAAAUGUGAGGAGUGUGGGAAGGGCUUCACUCGGGCCUCGACGCUUCUGGACCAUCAGCGAGGCCACACUGGAAACAAGCCCUAUCAGUGCGAUGCUUGUUGGAAGGGCUUCUGUCACAGCUCAGAAUUUAACAAUCAUGUGAGAGUCCACACGGGCGAAAAGCCCUACAUCUGUGAGGAGUGUGGGAAAGGCUUCAGCCAGGCCUCGCACCUUCUGGCCCACCAGAGAGGCCACACCGGCGAGAAACCCUACAAAUGUAGCACGUGUGGGAAGAGCUUCAGUCGGAGUUCAGAUCUGAACGUUCACUGUAGAAUCCAUACCGGAGAGAAACCCUACAAAUGCGAGACGUGUGGCAAAGCCUUCAGUCGCGUCUCAAUUCUCCAAGUCCACCAGAGAGUUCACAGCGAAGAGAAACCGUACCAGUGUGCAGAGUGUGGGAAGGGCUUCACGGUAGAGUCACAUCUUCAAGCCCACCAGAGGUCCCACACCGGAGAAAGACCCUAUCAGUGCCAGGAGUGCGGGAGAGGCUUCUGUCGGGCCUCCAAUUUUCUAGCUCAUCGCGGAGUCCACACAGGAGAAAAACCUUACCGAUGCGACGUGUGUGGCAAACGCUUCCGGCAGAGGUCCUACCUCCAUGACCACCACAGGAUCCACACUGGCGAGAAACCGUACAAGUGCGAGGCGUGUGGGAAAGGUUUCAGCUGGAGCUCGUACCUCAAAGCCCACCAGAGGGUUCACACUGGAGAGAAACCGUACAAGUGCGAGGCCUGCGGGAAAGGCUUCAGCUGGAGCUCAAGCCUCGUGAUUCACCAGCGAGUCCAUACUGACGAUGAGGGCCACAGGGAUUUCCCCGCACCAGAGGACACCCCGAGGAAACACACUCUAUAAGGUUUUAUGAUUUGAUAUUACAGAUGGAAGCCGAAACGUUCCAGUUCUUAGAGCAGUCGUGGGAGACAGAGGAGUUGUAUCAUAAAAGGGUCGGUGUUUCAACAACAAUUAGGAGACCACAGAGCAAAGAAGCCUGUAUGUUGGAGCCAUGCAGACUUCAUUCAGAACCUUGAUCUUUAACACACUGCUACAGUAACCGCACAAAGGUGGAGUGUCAUCCGGAGGUUUCUAAAUAUCCUAGGACAGAAGGGACCAGGUCUGUUUGACAGGAGCAAAAUUUCUUAAGCUGCUGGUUACCGCCACUGAAUGUGGUGGCCACAAGGUGUUUCUAUAAACACUACAAGCUUUCUAUAUACCCAGUGGCCAAAACCUCAGAAUUCAACAGCUAAUAAAUCUGAUGGGCUUCUGGCAGCUCUUACCCAAGCCGCGACUCACAGCGCGAGCCCUGGCACCUCCCUGUCACCACACACAGUGCCCGCAGGCUGCCUGAAGUCCCUCUGCUCAGGGCCGACGUUGCUAUCAAUCGCAGUGCUUCUUACUGUGCGCACAUUUUCUGCUCGUACAGAAGCAUAAUUGUUUACUUACACUAUUUUCCUCUUCUCACCCCUCACACUUAAGUGUCAGACGAGUUUAGCUGCAGAUUGUGCUGGGUGCCCAGCCAGCGUGGUUUUAACCAGCCGCGUAGCUCCUUAACAGA
This is a messenger RNA of Arvicola amphibius (Eurasian water vole), 3762 nucleotides long. Its product is annotated as zinc finger protein 45-like. Gene Ontology annotation, biological process: regulation of transcription by RNA polymerase II. Gene Ontology annotation, cellular component: nucleus. The coding region runs from base 117 to 3065 and encodes 982 amino acids. Gene Ontology annotation, molecular function: DNA-binding transcription factor activity; RNA polymerase II cis-regulatory region sequence-specific DNA binding. The transcript has 7 exons. The record is from RefSeq and is a predicted model, not a curated record. Lineage: Eukaryota; Metazoa; Chordata; Mammalia; Rodentia; Cricetidae.